UGUAUAGGUGGCGUGUAGACUGUUAUCAGUAAAAGCGCUGUUUGUGCUGAAGGAAGUAAGAUAAAGGAUCAGCAAUAUGGCGUGGCUUUAUAUAUUGUCCAUUCUAAUGCUAGCCCAGGUGAUGAGAAGUGAGAGCGUCUCGGAUAGUGUUACUGUCAAAUUUCAGCUGAAUACCUACAGAUAUAGCGGAGACAAUGUCAUGUGCAGGUCACCAAUCUUUCUGAUCCUAGUGGACGGAGGGGUUUGUGAAGAGGAAUACAAGUACGUGAGCGAUGAUGAUUUCAAAAAAUUCAACAAUAGUACACCCAGCGAAAAUACCACUACGUCCUCCUCUCUGCUAUUUCAAUACCAAUUUAGACAGAUGAAUUUCUCACUUCCGAGACAGGAAUAUAGAAAGACAUUACGCAUAGCUGUGAAGCAGAAGUACAACAGCAUAAACAUAGCGCCCGGCAGCGACGACCUUACACAUUACUGCUCCAAUGUCAGUACAGACAAGCUUGUCAGUCCAUUUAACCUCACGCUUCAAGCCCACGAUUGUACUUCCUGCAGUAUUGACGUGACGUUGGUGGCGACGUGUCCUCAGCAUUACUUUGGUGCGCAGUGUGACAUCUACUGUUCAUCCUCGGACGAUAAUACGACUGGACACUACACCUGUGGGCCUAAUGGGGAAAAGAUUUGUUUUCUAGGCUACGAGGGUGUAAACUGCACUGUCAAUACUCCGGACUGUGUCAACGUGACCUGCCACAACGGAACAUGUAUCGACCUUGUGGCAAACUUUUCAUGUAGCUGUUAUACUGGUUACACUGGCGAGUUUUGUGAAGAUAAUAUUGAUGACUGCGUAAAUGCUACUUGCAAACAUGGUGGAACGUGCCGCGAUGGUAUCGGACAGUACACUUGUUCCUGUGUAAAUGGAUUUCAUGGAUUACACUGUGAACAUAAUAUUGAUGAUUGCGCAAAAGUUAUUUGCCAAAAUGGUGGAUCGUGCCGCGAUGGUAUCGGAAAUUACACUUGUUCCUGUGUAAAUGGAUUUAAUGGAUUACACUGUGAACAUAACAUUGAUAAUUGCGCAAAUGCUACUUGCCGAAAUGGAGGAACGUGCCGCGAUGGUAUAGGGAAAUACACUUGUCUAUGUAAUGAUGGAUUUGGUGGAAUUGACUGUCAGCAACACGUAACAACUCAUAGUCCGACUGUGACAUCCCCACCAAAGGUGAUGAGAAAUGAGAGCGUCUCGGAUAGUGUUACUGUCAAAUUUCAGCUGAAUACCUACAAAUAUAGCGGAGACAAUUUCAUGUGCAGGUCACCAAUCUUUCUGAUCCUAGUGGACGGAGGGGUUUGUGAAGAGGAAUACCAGUACGUGAACGAUGGUGAUUUCAAGAAAUUCAACAAAAGUACACCCAGCGAAAAUACCACUACGUCUUCCUCUCUGCUAAUUCAAUACCAAUUUAGACAGAUGAAUUUCUCUCUUCCGAGACAGGAAUAUAGAAAGACAUUACGCCUAGCUGUGAAGCAGAAGUACAACAACAAAAACACUUUGACCGGCGAGGACGACCUUACACAUUACUGCUCCAAUGUCAGUACAGACAAGCUUGUCAGCCCAUUUAACCUCCCGAUACAAUGCCAGCCUUACCAACAGUGUAGUUCCUGCAGUAUUAACGUGACGUUGGUGGCGACGUGUCCUCAGCAUUACUUUGGUGCGCAGUGUGACAUCUACUGUUCACCCUCGGAUAAUACGACUGGACACUACACCUGUGGGCCUGAUGGGGAAAAGAUCUGUUUUCUAGGCUACGAGGGUGACAACUGCACUGUCAAUUAA
Mizuhopecten yessoensis (Yesso scallop) is the source of this 1813-nucleotide messenger RNA. Its product is annotated as neurogenic locus Notch protein-like. Gene Ontology annotation, cellular component: protein-containing complex; plasma membrane. Gene Ontology annotation, molecular function: calcium ion binding. NCBI's taxonomy places the organism in Eukaryota, Metazoa, Mollusca, Bivalvia, Pectinida, Pectinidae. Gene Ontology annotation, biological process: establishment or maintenance of epithelial cell apical/basal polarity; cell communication; heterophilic cell-cell adhesion. The coding region runs from base 77 to 1813 and encodes 578 amino acids. The record is from RefSeq and is a predicted model, not a curated record. The transcript has 11 exons.